Daucus carota subsp. sativus is the source of this 1637-nucleotide messenger RNA. Its product is annotated as transcription factor MYB61. The coding region runs from base 158 to 1390 and encodes 410 amino acids. The transcript has 3 exons. Lineage: Eukaryota; Viridiplantae; Streptophyta; Magnoliopsida; Apiales; Apiaceae. The record is from RefSeq and is a predicted model, not a curated record.
CUCUUUCAUAAGCUAGCCAGCUGCCCCUCCUUGCUAUUAAUUUGAUUCACUUACCUAUCACCUCUCCAUUUCAUUUUCUAAACUCUCUCAAUCUUCACUAACCAACUGUUUAUAAACACAGACUGCUUAAAGCUUUUUAUUGCAGCUAGCCUUCCACAUGGGAAGGCACUCUUCUUGUUACAAGCAGAAGCUGAGGAAAGGGCUUUGGUCUCCUGAGGAAGAUGAUAAACUUAUCAAACAUAUCACAAAACAUGGUCAUGGCUGUUGGAGUUCUGUCCCUAAGUUAGCAGGACUUCAGAGGUGUGGGAAAAGCUGUAGGUUAAGGUGGAUUAAUUAUCUGAGACCUGAUCUUAAGAGAGGAACAUUCUCAGCUCAAGAGGAGAAUAUGAUUAUUGAGCUACAUGCAGUUCUUGGAAACAAAUGGUCUCAGAUUGCAGCUCAGUUACCUGGGAGAACCGACAACGAAAUCAAGAAUCUAUGGAACUCAUCCAUCAAGAAGAAGCUAAGGCAAAAGGGCAUUGACCCCAACACACACAAACUCCUCUCUGAGGUUGAAAAUGAUAAGGAUCAGAAGGCGUCCGCGAGCAAUAACAAGGCAUCUGAACAAGACUCGUAUGAGCUGAAUUAUGAAACCUCGAAUCAAGAAUUGGUAGAGGAGAAGCCUAACCAUCCAUACACACUAAUUGAUAAUUUGACAGCACCUACUCAUGAAUUCUUCCUCAACAGGUUUGUGAGUUCACAUGAUCAAGCCUCGACCUCUAAGCCUCAAGAUUUAGGGAAUUAUCUGUCUUUUGAUUAUGGUCGUUCGGAUAUAGGCCUUACUGUGAACCAAAAUACUAGCAAUCUCUUCUACAAUCCAGUGCCCAAGUCAUCAGAGAUGAUGUCUGAAUUGAUAGCUUCUUCACCCGCGAUCAUCCCAUCAAUAUCAAACACAUUUCUCUCCAGUCCAUCAAGUAUGAAGCCUUCCAUCAGUCUCCCAGACUCUGAUCCUCAAAUGGGAUCUUUUCAUCUUCUCAACAGGCUUCAGAAUUGGGACACCAAUACACUCACCAAUAGUAACACUAGUGAUGAUUCUUUUCGAUGGGGAGCUCAAGAUGUUGGGAAACUAGAGAAAGAUCAAGGCCAUGACAUUCAUUCAGUCCAAGGACAACACGACAACAUCAAAUGGAACGAAUACCUUCAAACUCCAUUUUUACAUUCUGCACUACAAAAUCAAAAUUCUCAAGAGCUGUACAAUGGUCAAGACACUAAACCAGAAACGCAAUUCAUGGCGAAUUUGCCAUGGCAUCAAAGCCAGCAACCGCAACCACAGCCUAUGCAAGCUGCAGCCACAGAUGUAUAUGGUAAGCAUUUUCACAGACUGCCAGCCACCUUUGGACAAUUUUCUUGAUUAUUAGCCUAAAUGGAAAGCCUUCAAUUUCAAAGGGUGUGUGCUAUAGAUGUUUUUGGUGUUGUCCUUUUCUUUUCGAAACUAUAUUUAAAUUGUGUAAAUAGGCCUGAUACAAGAAUAUCUCAGCAUUGCUAUACCUGAAUACUAUAGAAAAUAUUCUUAUGACUGCUAGUCCUAUUUGGUAUGUACCGGUAUAGAAUUACAUAAUAAGUAUCAGCUGCUAUAAAUUUAUGUUUUGGAUUUUAAA